This is a messenger RNA of Beta vulgaris subsp. vulgaris (sugar beet), 4058 nucleotides long. RefSeq names its product probable protein phosphatase 2C 51. Gene Ontology annotation, biological process: protein dephosphorylation; protein phosphorylation. Gene Ontology annotation, cellular component: nucleus; cytosol. Lineage: Eukaryota; Viridiplantae; Streptophyta; Magnoliopsida; Caryophyllales; Amaranthaceae. Bases 237 to 3446 code for a protein of 1069 amino acids. The record is from RefSeq and is a predicted model, not a curated record. Gene Ontology annotation, molecular function: protein kinase activity; protein serine/threonine phosphatase activity; ATP binding. The transcript is spliced from 20 exons.
UUGUCUUUGGAGUCGUUUACUUCGAUACUCCAAACUCAGAAAAUUCACCCUUUCAACAUUAUCUCUGUUUUGAAGAUGAAAAUGCACACAUCGUUCAACUAAAUUAAUCUAAUCCAAGGAAGAAAAACCCUAGAUUUCUGCGCGCAAAUUGCAUUCAUGCGAUAAAUCAAGCAGAAUGGAUUUUGAAACCCUAGAAUUCCGCGCACAAAUUGCAUUCAUGCGUUAAAUCAAUCACAAUGGACAAAACCCUAGAAUUUCAUGUACUAACGUUAUGUUUAUUUUUAGCAGUAAUCACUUGUUCAUCAGCUGAAUCAUCCACUUGUUUGAUGGUAUACAAAGAAGGAGGAGCUCCGGCGGUGUUCAAAUCCCCAAAAUGCCCUCGAUGGAAGCUCUCUUAUCACGAACCUUCGCCGGAAAACUCCAAGUGUCAUGUCGCCGUGCAUCAAGGUCGCCGGAAAUCGCAGGAGGAUCGCAUUAUCUGUGCCCUAGAUGUUCGGAUUCCAUUCCCCGGUCCAAGUGGAUUUACAGAGGUUGCUGUGGGAAUUGUGGCUGUUUUUGAUGGCCAUAAUGGUUCAGAAGCUAGCGACAUGGCUUCAAAACUUCUGUUGGAGUAUCUUAUUUUGCACACGUAUUUUCUACUGGAUGCAACAUUUCCUUCCUUUCUGAAGAAAUCCAUGGGAGGAUUGUCAACUAAGGGAGUUCUGACAUUUUCUUCUCAGUUCUUUAAGGACAGAGAAUGGAUUCUUUCUUUUAUCGAUCAGGAGAGGCAUAUGUCCCAAGAACUAUUUGGAGAAUCAUUUCAUUUGGAAAUAUUGAAAGAAGCAUUGUUGAGAACAAUUGCUGACAUUGACACCACGUUCUCUAAGGAAGCCCAUAGAUUUCAUCUUGAUUCGGGUUCUACAGCCACAGUUGUUCUGAUUGUGGAUGGUAAGAUAUUGGUUGCAAACAUAGGAGAUUCAAAGGCUCUUUUGUGCUCAGAGGAGUAUCAGCGUCCAGCUGAUGCUAAAGCCACUGCUUUAAGGAUAUAUAGGCAAAAAAGACGUGAUGGUGCUGUAUUGCGGUUUAAGGAUUGUGCACACUGUAAAAUGGUGGCUUCCAAGGGCUUAAAGCAUUUGAUUGUGAAAGAAUUGACUAGAGAUCAUCGUCCAGAUAGGAAUGAUGAAAAGUUCCGAGUGGAAAAUGCUGGUGGUUAUGUUAUCGAGUGGAGUGGAGUUUCUAGAGUCAAUGGACGUCUUGCUGUGUCCAGGGCUAUUGGUGAUGUGUCUUAUAAAAGGUAUGGUGUCAUAGCUGUUCCGGAGAUUACAGGCUGGCAACUCCUGAAUGACAAUGAUAGCUACCUCAUAGCUGCAUCAGAUGGUGUUUUUGAGGGGCUGGACUCACAGGAUGUCUGUGAUGUUCUGUGGGAAGUGCAGAAUGAUGACCUUUUAGGUUUGCAGGUCUCUCCAGCCUGCUCAGAUUCUCUAGCUGAUUGCAUAACAAGCAUUGCAUUUGAGAGAGGAAGCGGAGAUAAUAUGGCUGCUGCUGUUGUUCCAUUGAGAUCAAUAAGUCCAUCUAAAACCUUUCUGAACGCCGAUGAGGUUCCCACCAGCCUUGUUCAACUGGAACAUGCUUAUCCAAUUGUGGCAAAGUUUGACAGACUAUUGGUGGAAGGAAAGCAAGGUAAUUUUGGAUGUUACUACUUCUAUGAGAACCUCAAGGAAGAUGUGGAAGAUCCCUCUAGUGAUCUGGAGAAUGAAAAUCCAGAUGCUGUUUAUGACAUCCCCCAUGCUCUCCCUGGGAGUCUUGAUCACGGCUGUGGAGAAUCUACGAAACUAAAUGAUGAGAACAACUUUUGCUUUCAUUUUGGGAUGAUCACUGAUGGAAAUGGAGAUGAGAGCAGAUAUCCUGAAGAUCUUUCCAGUUUCCUUGCUCUGCUUGAGUCGAUCCCUCUACAGUAUGCUGAAUCUAGUUUUGGAUCGUUUGAGCAUGUUAAGCCUGACAUGAGGUACAUCCUGAGAAAAAGAUUCGGUCGUGGAGCGUAUGGUGAGGUUUGGUUGGCUUUUCAGUGGAAUUGUUCUCAAGGAGGUGAUGCUCGCAACUGGAAUCAGAAUAACAUAACUUCUUCCAGACACCAUCAUUUUAAUCUGGAGUCAUGUGAUGAAAAUUCAGGAAACUUCUCAUCAAGUCAUGAUUGUCCUGGUGGCUCCUCGGAUGGUAACUUGUUCAUUUUAAAGCGCAUAAUGGUUGAGAGAGGAUCUGCUGUAUACUUGAGUGGGUUGCGGGAGAAAUAUUUUGGUGAAAUAUUCCUGAAUGCUUCUACAUCUCUUGGAGGGUUUUUACCAUCUAAGGUGUCAAGCUCAUUAUUUAAUGAUCCUGGAGCCAGUCUAUAUGGUCACUUUGAAACAGAUAUAGAUAAUCAGGAGAAUGAGGACUCUGAGGAUCUUGGCCAAGAGUUCAUUCAUGGAAAUGGAACCUGGACAGUGAUCUAUGAAGAAGGCCUCAACCAUAUUGCAAGAUAUGUUGAAUCCUUUGAGUCCCGAUCUAAUGAAAUAUGGCUUGUCUUCAGGCAUGAAGGCAUAUCUUUGUCAAAGCUUAUGUAUACAACCAAAGAUGCUGAUGAAAUCCCUUCUGAAAGAUCUGGACAUGCUCGGGUAUUGCACCCAUCAAAAUGGUGGCAUUGGCUUAAGACAACAAAAGCAGGACAAGUGGGAAUGCAGAAUAUUAUUUGGCAAUUGUUGAUGGCUCUCAAGUCUUGUCAUGAUCGUAAUAUUACCCACAGAGAUAUCAAACCUGAGAAUAUGGUAAUAUGCAUUGAAGAUCAGGAUACAGGUGAAUGCUUUAAAGGAAGACCAAGUAGAGAGCUAAAAAGUGCAGGAAAAAUGCGUAUUAUUGACUUUGGUAGUGCAAUCGAUGACUUCACCUUGAGGCGUUUAUAUGGCUUCAAAAGCCCGUCUAGAGCGGAGCAGACGUAUGAGUACACCCCACCUGAAGCUUUUCUAAAUACAAGCUGGUUUCAGGGACCUACAAGCAGGACUCUAAAGUAUGAUAUGUGGAGUGUUGGAGUUGUAUUCUUGGAGAUGGUAUUGGGUUCGCCAGAUGUUUUCCAGAUUAGCAGUUUAUCUCAUGCCCUUCUGGAUAACCUUCUUAAAGGCUGGAACGAAGACUUGAAGGAGCUUGCAUAUAGGCUUAGGUCCUUCAUGGAAAUGUGCAUAUUAGUCCCGGGCCAUUCCACUACACAUCGUCCUGGCAAGGGCCCACAUGACCAGGCUAAUGAUUCACCAGCUUCAUGGAAAUGCUCUGAAGAAUUCUUCUCGAACCUCAUAAAAAGUAGAGAUCCUCUUAAUAUAGGUUUUCCAAAUGUUUGGGCUAUGCGUCUAGUACGGCAGCUAUUACGUUGGGACCCGGAUGACCGCUUAAGUGUAGAUGACGCUCUCCGACAUCCCUAUUUUCAACAACCUCCCAGUUGAUCAUCGAUAUUAUAAUGAAUGCAUCCGUCCAGGAUGAAAAUAGUUAAUUCCAGGGGUGGGAAUGUUGCAAUUAGCAUCAGGCAUAUGCUUUGUGUCGGGUUCACUGGUUAGCGGUUUUGCGAACCAUUCCCUUAAUAUGAGCUGAACGUUGCAAAGAUGAAUAUGCUUGGCGUCAUUUCUGAGGUAGUUUCUUGGUUCAUUAAUUUGAGACCAAGAAUCAAGGGCUUUCUUUCUAAUUCUCCAUGCCAUCAUUGCCACAGUUGAUGAAUCACAGAAGACGCAUAUCAGCAUAUGUAUGCUUCUGCGGUGCUCAGACACGCAUAAGAAGAGGAUUGAACUACCACUGUAAUUCCUUCAUGACGUUUAUAAGUCCUUUUUACCCUUUUUCUGAUGAGUCAUCUGAAGGCAAAUCUUGUCUUUGUAUACAUGUAAAUGCAAGUAUAUAUAGUGUUUCCGAUUAGCGAAAUAGAAGAAUGUACUGAUUUUUCACCAUUUACAGUAGAAAGAUUUGACAGAAUUCUAGUGCAUUUUACAAUCUGUUUCUCCUAGCAUAUUGUAACUGAAACUUUCUGAAAGAAUAAUCUGAAUUUGAAAUUUCAUUUCAACAUCUUA